UCUCUCUCUCUUCACACAAAUUAGACAAGAUGAUGAUGAUGAGUAGAAGAGUGUGUCUGAACCACGGUGGCAAAGUUGGAGAAGAAAAGAAGAAGGUGAUGAUGAAGACAUGGGCGUUUAAAGGGUUCUUCAAGUUCAUCGGAGAAAAGGUUUCGAGAGCUAUGCCGGCGGCGGCAGGGAGGCGGAGGAGAUGCUCGUGCAAAGUGUCGUCGUCAGCGAGUUUGGGGAGGUGUCGAUCAUAUGCGGAAACGCUUGAUGAUUCGAGGAGAGCUGAAGCCAUUGAAGACUGCAUCGAGUUCUUCAACUCUUCUUCUUCUUCUUUGCAAAGAUCUAAUUCAGUUUCCAGCUCUUGCUAGUGUAACAAAAUCGAAUAGAGAGGAAAAUAACAUGAUGUUUCAUAUUUUGUUUUUCUUUAGAAUUUGCUCAAGAUAUGUAUUUGUGCUUUGAUUAGGCAUGAAAAGGAUAACUUCUAGUUUUCUUCUAUGAUGGCCUCAAAUAUUUGAUGAAAUAUUGUUUCAUGAUUUUUCCGAAAUGAAAUGAAUGAAUUAAGUUGAAA
Molecule: messenger RNA, 556 nt
Organism: Salvia splendens (bonfire salvia)
Lineage: Eukaryota; Viridiplantae; Streptophyta; Magnoliopsida; Lamiales; Lamiaceae
Exons: 1
Coding region: 30-356 (108 amino acids)
Source: RefSeq, a predicted model, not a curated record